GUAUUUUAUAACCAUGUUUGUCAUUAUUUCUUGAAUUCUUGAUGUAUUUUUGUGAUGCAAUUCCCAUAGGAAAUCGUGAAAUAAUAGUAAUAAUAUUGAACUCGCUCCUGUAAAUAAAUUUAACAGUUUACCAAAAUGUGGAAGGGUCUUAGGUUAACUCAAUCUCAGUUAUCAAAAUUACAUUUCAAGGGACAUUUACAGCCUGUCGGCGUUCCAGCUCUAGAUUCAGUGUUAAACCAAUGGUACGAGUUUUGUAAGAAGCCGCCAAAGGGCUUUGAGAAGUACUUCCAGCCUGGAACCAGUCAGAAGCAGCAAAAAUCUUCGGAUAAAGAUGAGUCUCCCGCACCUUCAAAAAGUUCGCCGACAUCACCAAAACCAUCUUCGUCACCGGAUAAAUGGAAUAUGAAUAUGUUUUCCAACACUACGGGUGGUAGAGGCGGUGGCAGAGGUGGUUACGAAGGUCAGGACAGGGAAAAAUGGAUGAUGUUUGGUGCAAUGGGUGUUGUCACAUUACUAGCUUCAAUAGCUUACUUUGAAUUAAGAUAUAGAGAAAUAAGCUGGAGGGACUUUGUCAACUUAUAUCUCAAUAAAGGAGUUGUUGAAAAACUUGAAGUUAUUAACAAGAAAUGGGUUCGCGUUAAACUACAGCCAGGAUCUGCUCUUGAGACCAAAGUGAUCUGGUUUGCCAUUGGGAGUGUGGACUCAUUUGAAAGGAAUCUAGAAAAUGCACAAAUUGAGAUGAGUGUUGAUCCUCCCAAUUUUAUUCCUGUCAUUUAUAAAACUGAAGUGGAAGCUGCAAGUUUAACAGGCAUGCUGCCAACUCUACUGAUUAUAGGAUUUUUAAUUUAUAUGAUGAGAAGAUCAGCAGAUAUGAUGGGCCGGGGAGGACGUAAAGGUGGUGGCCUCUUUGGUGGUGUGAUGGAGUCAACUGCAAAAUUAAUAAAUCCAACAGACAUAGGUGUCAAAUUCCAGGAUGUUGCAGGCUGUGAAGAAGCAAAGAUUGAAAUCAUGGAGUUUGUAAACUUUUUGAAAAAUCCACAACAGUACAUUGAUUUGGGAGCCAAGAUACCGAAAGGAGCAUUGCUGACUGGACCCCCUGGGACUGGUAAAACAUUGUUGGCUAAAGCCACAGCUGGUGAGGCCAAUGUGCCAUUCCUUACAGUCUCAGGAUCAGAAUUUCUGGAAAUGUUUGUUGGUGUAGGUCCUUCUAGAGUAAGAGACAUGUUCUCUAUGGCUCGUAAGCAUGCUCCAUGCAUCUUGUUUAUAGACGAAAUAGAUGCCGUAGGUAGAAAAAGAGGUGGACGCAGUUUUGGUGGCCAUUCUGAGCAGGAAAACACUCUUAACCAGCUUUUAGUUGAAAUGGAUGGAUUCAAUACAACAACCAAUGUUGUUGUGUUGGCUGCUACAAACAGAGUGGACAUAUUGGAUAAAGCACUUCUUAGACCGGGACGUUUUGACAGACAGAUCUUUGUACCCGCUCCUGAUAUUAAGGGUAGGGCAUCCAUCUUCAAAGUGCAUCUUACUCCAUUGAAAACCACAUUGAACAAAGAGAAUCUGGCACGUAAAAUGGCUGCAUUAACUCCAGGUUUCACUGGAGCUGACAUUGCCAACGUGUGCAACGAAGCAGCCCUUAUCGCAGCCAGGGAGCUAUUAAACAACAUCUCAAUGAAGAACUUCGAGCAAGCCAUCGAGAGAGUCGUAGCUGGUAUGGAGAAGAAGUCCAAUGUCCUCCAACCUGAUGAAAGGAAGAUAGUUGCGUACCACGAAGCUGGUCACGCGGUCGCUGGCUGGUUCUUACAACAUGCGGAUCCCCUCCUCAAAGUAUCCAUAAUACCCAGAGGAAAAGGUCUCGGCUACGCACAAUACUUGCCUAAAGAACAAUAUCUGUAUAGCAAAGAACAGCUGUUUGAUAGAAUGUGCAUGACGCUCGGCGGAAGAGUCAGCGAGGAAAUAUUCUUCGGCAGAAUCACAACAGGCGCGCAAGAUGAUUUGAAGAAGAUAACACAAAGUGCGUACGCGCAAAUAGUACAUUACGGUAUGAACGCUAAAGUGGGCAAUGUGUCUUUUGAAAUGCCACAGCCUGGAGAAAUGGUCAUUGACAAACCUUACUCGGAGAAAACUGCUGAACUCAUAGACUCUGAAGUCAGAGAUUUGAUCAGCACAGCGCACAAACACACUACAGAUUUACUUGUCAAACACAAAGAUAACAUUAUCAAAGUUGCCGAGAGAUUAUUGAAACAGGAGAUUUUGAGUAGAGACGACAUGAUUGAGCUUUUGGGGAAGAGACCUUUCCCUGAGAAGAGUACUUAUGAAGAGUUCGUUGAAGGAACCGGGUCUCUGGAUGAGGACACCACUUUACCGGAAGGUCUCAAAGACUGGAACAAAGAAAAGGAACCGACUACUCCUCCACCAAACAGUAUACCCAAUACCAGUGGUGCUGGCGCCACUAAAAAUUAAGCACCUA
This is a messenger RNA of Chilo suppressalis (striped riceborer), 2464 nucleotides long. The record is from the annotation of a GenBank genome assembly. NCBI's taxonomy places the organism in Eukaryota, Metazoa, Arthropoda, Insecta, Lepidoptera, Crambidae.